Morus notabilis is the source of this 3103-nucleotide messenger RNA. Its product is annotated as chaperone protein ClpC, chloroplastic. Gene Ontology annotation, biological process: cellular response to heat. NCBI's taxonomy places the organism in Eukaryota, Viridiplantae, Streptophyta, Magnoliopsida, Rosales, Moraceae. The record is from RefSeq and is a predicted model, not a curated record. Gene Ontology annotation, cellular component: cytoplasm. Gene Ontology annotation, molecular function: ATP hydrolysis activity; protein binding; ATP binding.
CUUCUUUUCCCUUAUCUCUUCCUUUUCUUUCUUUUUUUUUCCUAUUUAAUUUCUUUUUAUUUAAGUUGGAGCUUGAAUCGAGGGAUUUCAGGCUGCUAGGUGAAAAUCAUGGCAAGGGUUUUGGUUCAGUCGACUAAUGUUCCCGGCUUAGUUUCGGGCUUAAAGCAUGGCCAAUCAAAAGGGUCUGGAAAAUCAAAAAGGGCUGUGAGAAUGAUGAGUUGUAUACAAGCGCCUGGGUUGAGAAUGAGGGGCUUCUCAGGACUAAGAAGCUUUAAUGCCCUAGAUACUAUGAUGAGGCCUGGGCAGGAUUUCUAUUCUAAAGUGGCAAUUACGAGAUCUUCCAGGCGCCAAAAGGCUAGCAGAUGUGUACCUAAAGCCAUGUUUGAGCGCUUCACAGAGAAAGCAAUUAAGGUAAUUAUGCUUGCACAAGAAGAAGCAAGGCGACUUGGUCACAACUUUGUUGGUACAGAGCAGAUCCUUUUAGGUCUUAUCGGCGAAGGAACUGGCAUUGCUGCUAAGGUCCUUAAAUCCAUGGGAAUUAACCUUAAGGACGCUCGUGUUGAAGUUGAAAAGAUUAUUGGAAGAGGUAGUGGUUUUGUUGCUGUUGAGAUUCCAUUCACUCCUCGAGCAAAGCGUGUCUUGGAGCUUUCACUAGAAGAAGCCCGGCAACUUGGCCAUAAUUACAUUGGGUCCGAGCACUUGCUUCUGGGUCUGCUUCGUGAGGGUGAGGGUGUUGCAGCUCGUGUUCUUGAAAAUUUGGGUGCCGACCCAAGCAAUAUUCGUACACAGGUUAUUCGUAUGGUUGGCGAGAGCACUGAAGCUGUUGGUGCUGGUGUUGGAGGCGGCAGCAGUGGUAAUAAGAUGCCAACCCUGGAAGAGUAUGGAACCAAUCUGACUAAGCUAGCAGAAGAGGGUAAGUUGGAUCCUGUUGUUGGAAGGCAGCAACAAAUAGAAAGAGUUGUUCAAAUUUUAGGCAGGAGAACCAAAAAUAACCCUUGCCUAAUUGGAGAACCUGGUGUUGGAAAAACAGCAAUAGCUGAGGGACUUGCUCAGCGGAUUUCAAGUGGUGAUGUUCCCGAAACAAUAGAGGGGAAAAAGGUUAUAACUUUGGAUAUGGGGCUUCUCGUUGCUGGCACAAAGUACCGUGGAGAGUUUGAAGAAAGAUUAAAGAAACUUAUGGAGGAAAUUAAACAAAGUGAUGAGAUCAUACUUUUCAUUGAUGAGGUUCACACUUUGAUUGGAGCAGGAGCUGCCGAAGGGGCAAUUGAUGCUGCAAACAUUUUGAAACCAGCUCUCGCAAGAGGUGAACUGCAGUGUAUUGGAGCCACAACACUUGAUGAAUACAGAAAGCAUAUUGAAAAGGACCCAGCCUUAGAAAGACGAUUUCAGCCGGUCAAAGUGCCUGAACCUACUGUUGAUGAAACUAUUCAAAUUCUGAAAGGGCUACGGGAACGUUAUGAGAUCCACCACAAGCUUCGCUAUACAGAUGAGGCACUUAUAUCUGCUGCACGGCUCUCAUAUCAGUACAUCAGUGAUCGUUUUCUGCCUGAUAAAGCAAUUGAUUUGGUUGAUGAAGCUGGCUCUCGAGUUCGCCUUCGUCAUGCUCAGCUACCUGAGGAAGCACGAGAGCUUGAGAAAGAACUCAGGCAGAUCACCAAGGAGAAGAAUGAAGCUGUUCGUAGCCAAGACUUUGAAAAGGCUGGUGAGUUGCGAGACAGAGAAAUGGACCUGAAGGCACAGAUCUCAGCUCUCGUUGACAAGGGCAAGGAGAUGAGCAAGGCAGAGAGUGAAGCAGGAGAUGUGGGUCCCGUUGUGACUGAAGUUGAACUCCAACCUAUUGUCUCUGCUUGGACUGGCAUUCCUGUUGAGAAAGUCUCGACAGAUGAAUCCGAUCGCCUGCUCAAGAUGGAAGAGACGCUUCACAAGCGUGUCAUUGGUCAGGAUGAAGCAGUCAAAGCCAUCAGUCGUGCCAUUCGCAGAGCCCGUGUUGGACUUAAGAACCCUAACCGUCCCAUUGCCAGCUUCAUCUUUUCUGGUCCAACUGGUGUCGGGAAGUCCGAGCUUGCAAAAGCUUUGGCUGCUUACUACUUUGGCUCUGAAGAUGCCAUGAUCCGACUUGAUAUGAGUGAGUUCAUGGAAAGACACACCGUCUCCAAGCUUAUCGGUUCUCCCCCUGGUUAUGUUGGUUACACCGAGGGUGGUCAGCUGACCGAGGCAGUUCGUCGCCGUCCUUACACUGUAGUCCUCUUUGAUGAGAUUGAGAAGGCUCAUCCCGAUGUCUUCAACAUGAUGCUUCAGAUUCUUGAAGAUGGAAGGUUGACUGAUAGCAAGGGAAGAACUGUAGACUUCAAGAAUACACUUUUGAUUAUGACAUCAAACGUGGGAAGCAGUGUGAUCGAGAAAGGAGGCCGCAGGAUAGGGUUCGACCUUGACUAUGACGAGAAGGACAGCAGCUACAACCGAAUCAAGAGCUUGGUGACGGAAGAGCUGAAACAAUACUUCAGGCCAGAGUUCUUGAAUAGGCUGGACGAGAUGAUUGUCUUCCGACAGCUCACCAAGCUCGAGGUCAAGGAGAUAGCAGAUAUCAUGUUGAAGGAGGUCUUUGAAAGGCUGAAGAGCAAAGAGAUCGAACUUCAAGUGACAGAGAGGUUCAGAGAUAGGGUGGUUGAUGAAGGUUACAACCCGAGCUACGGAGCAAGGCCUCUAAGAAGAGCCAUCAUGAGACUUUUGGAGGACAGCAUGGCUGAGAAGAUGCUUGCAAGAGAGAUCAAAGAGGGUGAUUCGGUGAUUGUGGACGUUGAUUCCGACGGAAAUGUCAAUGUGCUGAAUGGCAGCAGUGGCUCACCUGAGUCGCUACCUGAGGCAAUUGCUGUGUAAACAAAUCACGGCUCGGCUUUUUGGGUUAACUUCUACCGAUGUUGUUUUACUACUCUUUUUUAGUUGGAACUUUUCUAUAACUGUUUGAUAGACAAUAUUUAAUAGUAGAAUUGGAAGCCAGAUUAGAUUAUUUUAGUUUAUUGGCUGUUUUAAAGGCCUGUAUCUCUUUGCACAGGAUUAAUAUGCAUAGUCGGUCCUAGUAACUUAAUUGUUUUCUUUUCUUUCU